Messenger RNA from Oncorhynchus tshawytscha (Chinook salmon), 2946 nucleotides. RefSeq names its product NEDD8 ultimate buster 1. Gene Ontology annotation, molecular function: protein binding. The record is from RefSeq and is a predicted model, not a curated record. Lineage: Eukaryota; Metazoa; Chordata; Actinopteri; Salmoniformes; Salmonidae. The transcript is spliced from 14 exons. Bases 464 to 2296 code for a protein of 610 amino acids. Gene Ontology annotation, biological process: regulation of ubiquitin-dependent protein catabolic process.
GACAAUUUGGACCUCGUGACUUACCUUAGUACGGAAGUGAAAGAGAAGAAUAACAUUAAAAAGCUCGUUUCAACACAUUCCUAUCAAAAUAAUACGGCGACAAGGUUAACACUUCCAACGUGACUGAAUCAUUAAUUUGGUAAAUCUUUAAAUAAAUCUGAAACAACGAAUGUGUCGUAUUUAUCCUGCGUGAGCUAGUCGUAACCAAAAUGGGCAGCGUCGCAGCUGUUGUUGUCUGCGACUGCGUAGUUAGCAUACAAUAAUAUUGGCUCUACCUACUGUAGCUAGUUAGUUCUACUCAUCCAUUUUACAUUUGAGUUAUUUAGCAGACGCUCUUAUCCAGAGCGACUUACAGUAGUGAGUACAUACAUGUUCGUACUUCAUCCUGCGGAAUUCCCCUAUUGUUUGCGGGCUAGCUGUUCACUUUCACUUUUCCUACCAUAUUUGUUUCACAGUUUUGAGAAUGGCAGAGAUGCAUAUUCAGGCAAAGCUGGUAAAUCUUUUAAAACAAGAUAAAAUUCAGCUCUGGAACCCACCAUACACCACAGAAAACAACCAGGCAGGACAGCAACCUCUGCAGCAGCUUGCAGUGAACUAUGCACCCAUUGUGUGCUUCUCUGUGUCUGAAGUGGCAAGUGCCUUGGAGAGCAUCAGAUCCCAAGCAGUAAAGAGAGGAAUGGGGAAUAAGACCUAUAGGGAGACGUUUGUGGCCACGUUGGAACUCCUUCUGCCUAAAGACGGAAAAAAGGAUGUCAAGAAGAAGAACUAUUUGGAGACUAAACUGGAUGUCCUUGCACAAGAUAUCAUGGCUAGGAUUGCUGAACAAUAUGGACUCAAAUACAUCAAGUUAAUUUUGAAUGGGAAGACACUGACUCCUGAGAAGCGUCUGGAUGAACAGGACGUGAAGAACAACAGUAAGAUUAUGGUUCUGCGGGUGAGCGAGCCUGAGAGGAAGAAACAGAUGGCGGAGGAGGAGGAGAAGAAGAAAACUCAGGACCAGAGUGUCCAGAGAACCCAGAAGGGCUUCCAGAUCCUCUCCGAGAGAGAUGGCACCGAUGACCCAGCCACGACUCCAUUCCUAGAGAUUGCUGAUCAGAAGGGGAACCCUCUGAAAAUACCUCACAGAGAGAAAAAGGCUUUGAUUCUAGCCAUGGGGUUCCACGAGAAAGGCCGCGCUCUGAUGAAGAGGAAACAGUACGACGCUGCUCUGUGCCACCUGUUGCAAGCUGACGACCAGUUUGGUACAUGUGGCUCGGUGCUCUUGAGCACGGUGGACAACUAUGCAGUACUACAGCUGGACAUCGUGUGGUGCUACAGAGCCCUGGAGGCCCUUUCCUGCCUGGACGAUGGCAAGCAGAGGCUGCAGAGAGCCGAGGACUGCUUCCUAAAGUGCUACGGAGAGCAGCAGCAGAGGCUCAUGCAGAUCAAGGGAAACACAGGACGAGAGGAAGUGCUGUUCCUCAGGCUGUACCUCCUACAGAGCUUACUAGCGUACCUGGAUGGUAACGAACACCAGGCCACACAGAAGCUAAUGCGGGUGGAGGACCUGUAUGGGCGUCUGUGUCUGGACCCAGGGAAGAUGACCGGGCUGAUGGGUCUGGGUUUCUCUGAGCAGGAGGCCCGUCUAGGCCUGAGGGCCUGCCACGGCAACGUAGACGAGGCCGCGCUGCACAUCACCCACAGGAGACAGGAGAGGGAGGAGAUGAAACAGCAGGAGAGGGAGAAGAGGAUGAGGCGUAUGGAGGGCCUGGCCACCCUCAGAGCGCUGGGUUACUCCAAGAGAGACGCUGCCCGGGCCCUCCAUCAGGCAGACGGGGACAUGGACAGAGCCUAUGGGAUUCUUCUAGAGUCCACCCAGGCUGAGUCUGCUGCUGUAACCAACCACAACACAGAGCUCCCCAUAGAUCAAUCCAAGGUCGAGCAGCUGUUAUACCUGGGCUUUGAGCCGGAGGCUGCCGAAGCUGCACUGAGGCUGACGGGGGGAGACGUGCAAGGGGCCACCCAGCUACUGCUGGACAACCAGGGGGUCCUGCCCCCAGAGCUGCUCUCCCCCUCUCCCCCCUCCUCACUGUCCGAGGAGCCCAGCACCUCUUCUGAGUCCGCAGGUAGGACUCACAUUCACACACGCUCUGGGAGCCAAGGGGAGGACCCUAUGGACGUAGACCUGGUGAAUGAGGUGCUGGAGGAUAUCCCCCGACAUGAAGAAGACUACCUGGACCUGACCCUGGAGGAGGAGAGCGAGGUCAUAGCUCAGAUGAAGUCCUACCUCCACAGGAACUGUACCCCCUCCAGCUAAAGUGCCGUCCAGCCGGCGGCCAUUUUUAAAGCACUCCCACCACGUCCUAAAACAAGGUCUUUUUAGACCCCAAAUUAGGUUUGUGAUUGUUUUUUUUCCCCCAUAGCGAUACGUCAACAUUUUUACAUUCUGUUUUUUGUACUAAAGUGUUAAUUGUCAUUUAAACAUGUGAAACAGAUUGGAAAUAAUUUGUAAGGAAGUGAGCUAACGUCAAUCAAAAAAGGAAAUCAGAAAGUUAAUCUGCUGACUGGUUUAUGCUCUAGAGGGGACAGUGUUCUCCCCAUUCUCACCACUUGGAUUAUUUGAAGGUUCAUGUUUGAGAUUUCAACCCUGUUUACAAUGUGAGGCUUAAAAUUGUAUCGUAAAGGGAUUUUUGGUUGCUUGUGUACAAGAUGUUUCUCCAACUGAAAUACAUUUGUCUUCGUACUCUGUUUUAGUAUUCCAGAUCCCUUUAAGUAAUUUAAUCAAGAAAUUAAGUUUGUUAAAUUCUGUUUUUAUUUCAGUUGUGGUUUUCUUGGAGUUUGAUUACCAAUAUGACAAUACAUGACUGGUCUUAGUGCCAUAUAGUUCAGGUUGCCUUUAGUUUGAAAGUCAUUUGCAUUUAAUUUAAGAACCUGUUAUUACAUACAAUAAAUACUCCUUUGCAAUUA